ACCAAAACAGGGUACAAGAAAAUAGAGUGCAAAGCGUAUGAUACUGUCCUGAUGAUGAUUUCUCACAAUCACUGUAUCGUGUAUUAUUUUAGUUACUUUUAGGGUGAAAUAGUGGAUACACGCUUUACCACAUGCGAACCGUAUUUUCAUCACAGCUAUCUGAACAAUUAUCUCCGUUGGAGGAAAUUAAAUGACGUGAAAGUAGCUUACUGAUUCUAUAUGAAAUAUUGUAUUAAUGGAAAUUAAUAGAAUGGAAAUCGUCUAUAUAUUUGUAGUUAUCUGUUGUGCUUCCGCGGCAGCACAAUCUGCUACUCUACAAACAUCUUCAAACUCAGAAGAAUCGUAUGCAGGGCGCACCGUGACAUUAACAUGUGAUGUUGAAAACGGUUUUGAUGUCACUCGACAUCAGAUUUAUUGGUCAAAAUUGGAUGGAGCAAAGGAGACGUAUCUUAGCUCCGACAGGACUGUUUACACUUCAGUAGAAGCAAGUCUACAGCGUCGAUUAAGCAUCACGGGCGAUAUUAAGCAGGGAUUCUUUAAUCUUCGUAUCCGAGAAACCAAUGCUGAGGAUGCGGGAAUUUAUAUGUGUGUUUUGUUUGAUAAGAAGGGUAUAGACAAAGCUUCAAUACGAUUAGAUUUGCGAAUAAUUCCAGUUUUUCCACCAGAACCAGGUUAUCCUAAAUGUGAAAUUUCGCCACAGAAGCCGAAACUUAAUGACAAAGUAACAUUUACAUGUACAUCUAAAGGUAGCAAUCCAAAGGUAUCAUUAAAUUGGAUGAGAGCUGAUGAUAGUAUAUCUCAAAAUAAUGUUGCAAAUUCAGGAAUCAAUGGUGUUACUACAAAACACGUGAUAACACAGGGAGACAACAUGGUUCCUUUUACGUGUGUUGCAAGUGGAACCGCAUUAAUCACACCGAUAAAUUGUUCCGUAAUUCCAUUUGCGUUUCCAACAACGGUAAAUAUUUCUCCUUCACUUGGUAAACUCAGAAUUGGUCAAGAUGUUACUCUAACUUGUACUGCCGUAGCCAUUCCUAGCCCCGAGAGAUUCAAGUGGACGUAUGGUAAAGGUAAACAACUUGUUAAGAUUGCAAGAAGCACAGGCCGUCUGCAAGUUUUAAAAAAUGGAAGAACAUUAAAAAUAAAAAAUAUUUCAAAGGAUGAUAACAAUGUUCCUGUACGGUGCACCGUUCGGAAUUCAAUAGAUAUUAAAGGAUCAAAAGAGAUCACACUGAAAGUAGCACUUCCAAAACUUCCUCCAAAGGUCACUAGAGUUCCCGAGAUAAAUCCUCGGAUACCAAUACCGAAGCCUACCAUGAGUCGUGGGACCAACAGGCCACGAUUCAUGUAUCCUAAUAUUCCCAUGAAUGAAAGGGCACUCGAACCACACGUUACAUCAACUUCCAACAAUGUGCCUAAAAAUAAUGCACCUUCUGGCAAUCCACCUCUAUUCGACAAGCAUCAACCUACAAAUAAUGGCAGGGCAGGACUUUUAACGGGUGGUCUAAUUGGUAUUGCCUGCCUUCUUGGAGCAAUAUUUCUCGUUGCGUUGAUGUUGGUAAAGUUAAAAAGAGAUGAAAAGAGUGGUUUAGUCAUAAAUACAAAGCAAGAACAUAGUGUAACUUAUACACCAGAGCGAUAUACAUGUUUAGAGAAUAGUACAUCCUUUACCGAACGACUUUCUACUAAUAAUGAAGAUACUGAUCUUUCGCAAGCUGUGCAAGAGCGUCUUCAUGCAGAACAAUCUCUUCGAGACUCAAUCGUAGCUUCACAAGCGAAAAAAUACAAACGAAAACUUCCAAAACCCCUUCAAAACAUAUGUUUUCAGACAACAACUUUCAAAAAUGAUUUAGCAAGAACCAAGUCAUCGUCAAUAUCUGAGUCGACAUAUCGUCGACCAAAUCUAGUAUUUAAGCGUUUCGCUCGCCCCGUAACUGUCGGUCCUCCUGCAAUUAGCACGUCACUGAAAACUCAUUCACUACCACCAAAGUGCAAUUUAAUAACAGAAAAACCUCCAAUUUCAACUAAACCUAAAAUAACAAGUACCAAUGUAGAGGGACUUUUAUACGCUGAAUUAGACUUUACAAAUGUUAAAUCUAGUAAAAACAUUAUACCAAAUAGCUGUGAAACAACGUAUGCAGAUAUUACGACUUUCCUGAAGAAAUAGUGACAUUAUAUUUGGAAUUACAAGACGGUGUUGUUUACAUUUAUAAUUCAAAUUGAACUACUUAAUGAUGUUUUAUAUGCAAUAGGAGACAACAAAUGUAAGCGGUACAUCUAUUGGUUAUAGAUGUCAAAGUGUUUGAUCGUAAUAUGUUUGCUACGAUUCAGGGCCAAAAAUGUGUCCCCUUCAUAGGGUAUCUCUUUAACAGGGGUUUAUGGAGGGGCUUUACUGUAAUUGUCUUAAAGGAUCAGGAACAAACACUACCUUUUGUAAAUAGUGAAUUUAUCUUUGAAGAUGAAUUGAUUCUCUGAAUCAUGUUUUAGUCACGCGUAAAGAAGGAUAACCUGACAUAAUUAUGUGCUGGAUUUUAUUUUCAACAUAAAUAAUGUAUAGGAAGCAUUGCUUAUUAUUAAACCCAAGUAUUUACACUAAACGUCAUUAUUCUGUUCGUAAACAGUACGAAUAUUUCUCAAUGGACUCUUUCACUAAGCCCACCCUUUGGAUGCUGUUGCUAAGGUGACAGAAUAGAACUAUGUAAUCUUGUGUGUGUUUGUGGGACAUGUGCGUAUUCCUAACCAUGGAAUAACGUGUUUUGGUUGGUCAGUUGUUUAGUUUAAUUGUAUUGAACACGAUAACCUAUACGUUACUUCAUCACUAGAUUCCGGUAACCUCCUCAUUGUUUUAUUCAGGCAAUAAAGCCCUAAAUUUAUCUAAUUUACCAAUUAUGUAUUUAACAUUCACAUUAUUAUAAUAUCCUGUUGAAUAUAACAUACCGUUUGAUAUUGCCAAAGUGUUAUAAUUAUGUAUGUAGGCCUUAAUAUGUAUGUGUUCAGUUGUCGUUGUUUGUCUCACUUAUGGUACUAUUAGCUAUCCAUAAUGGUGUAUAUAUUUUUAAUUUGACGAAAUGAAUGUUUAUUAUGUUAAUGUUCAUGAUUAUGAUCCUGCAUAGCUCAGGUCUGCAUGGUCUGAUUUUUCUGCCUAUGUGAUCAUGUGCUGCGUUUCUUGAAAUACUGUUGGUAUUUACAAAUAAAUGGGCUUAGUAAUAUUGCUAAUAUUUCAUUAUUGCUAAAACGUACAAGUAUAUUUUUCAUUAAAAAAAACAAUUAUUUGAUACGUGUUAGAGAAGGUACUAAUGUCAGGUAAAUCACCAAAGGAAACAUUUUUAAUCAAGACUUCCUCUGUGCGGCUCACAAGAGUCUGUCUAAAAUUUAGGCUUUGCUUCGGCAUGUCAAGUAGCGUGAGAUAGUUUUAUAGAAUAUAUUACUGAAAAGUCCUUUUGGCCACUUAAGGGUACAUGUAUGUAUAUUUUUGGAUUUAGUUUUGACAUAAAGAUAUACUUUGGCAACAUGUUUUUACAAAUAAAUUAUUUGAACAAACAA
Molecule: messenger RNA, 3540 nt
Organism: Anneissia japonica
Lineage: Eukaryota; Metazoa; Echinodermata; Crinoidea; Comatulida; Comatulidae
Exons: 1
Coding region: 236-2164 (642 amino acids)
Source: RefSeq, a predicted model, not a curated record